AUGGGGUACUUCACCAACUUCACCAUCUUUGCGGACCACUACAACCGCGCCCUGCACAUCGCCCAGGCCGUGCUGGUGCUCGGCGCUUUCAUCGUGGGGUGCGCGCUCAUGGCCGACACGAGCAUGCAGCGCAGUCGCUCGACGACGCUGGUCCUGGUUUAUUCGAUCAAAUCCGCCAUCUUCCUCCUCUACGUAUACCUCUCCACCCACACCGAGCGCUUCCAGCGCUUCGCCUCGCUCAAGGCGAACUUCAUCCUCGACACCCUGGACUGCCUGCUCUGGUUCACGGCGUUCAUCAUCUCGUGCAUGGGCGGCGGGCGGUGCGCGGGGAGUUCCUGUGCGCUGUUGGGUGUUGCGGCGACGCUGGCGAUUAUGCUGGCGAGCCUGUAUUUCGUGGUUGCGGUGGGGAUUGACUGGGUGCGGUGGCGGGCGGGGAAGGCGGUGGCGAUCAAAGAGCAGGUCUGA
Molecule: messenger RNA, 465 nt
Organism: Boeremia exigua
Lineage: Eukaryota; Fungi; Ascomycota; Dothideomycetes; Pleosporales; Didymellaceae
Exons: 2
Coding region: 1-465 (154 amino acids)
Source: RefSeq, a predicted model, not a curated record